ACCAACCGAGAGGCAAACAAAUUGCUAAAAUAAAUGUACGGCGGGGGGCAGAAGCAGCAGCAGCAACAAAGACUCAACAAAAGGAAGAGGACUCGAAAAAAGAAGAAACAAAAAUCGGAAUCGGAAUCGUAAUCGAAGAGGUCCCAUUAAUGAACCAACCAAGCAAACCAACGAAAGUUAAAACAAUAGCAUAAGCAAUACAAGCAAAAUAAUUAUAACGAAAUCGCUUUAAACGCACCUCUAGUGUUAGUCAAAAAAAAGGAACACAUCUCGACGUGUAUCUUGGGGAAAAUCAACGCUUCAUAAAUUAACGAAUUAGUGAAUAACUCAACCACGGACCAGCUAAAUUAGAGACCACCCAUCGGUGGACACCCGCCGGAGAAGGAUCAACCACCACGGCGAAGGGCGGCCGUAAUGGGUGGUGGCUUUGCGGCGCCACCGAUUACACUAGCCAGCAACCAGCGACCGGCUCUGAUAAUUCAGCCAGCCAGCCCCAUCCCGGCGACGGAUAUGCACGAGAAACUCCUGGAGAAGGAGGACAAGACUGAGAGGACCAAUCUGCUGGGCAGGUCCAAGGACAAGCCGCCCAAGGACAAGCCGCCCAAGCAGUCGAAGUUUGCAGAGCGACUGCGUCGCUCGUUCCGCCGCGGCGACCAUCGAUCGCUGGAGAUCAAGCGGCAGGAGCCCACACCGGAGGAGCUGAAGGCCAAGAGCCGGGCCACUCCACCGCCGCCAAGUAGUGUGCACGCGGACAACAACAACCGGCUGCCCUUUGCCCUCAGCCAUCUGCAUCUGCCCGGCCUGGGAUUGGGCGGACACAUCAAUCCCGCCCUGCUGCUGGACAGUCCGGACGAGUGCACUCCGCCGGAAUACGCCUACCAGCACCUGAGUAGCGUGGCCACCACCAAUUCAAGCACUUCCCUGGAGAGCAGCUGUGAGUUGGGUGAGCUGAGUGGCUCCCAGAACAGUGUCUUCUAUUGGGCCUCCAUGGGUGGCGAGGUGAGCACAUCGUCGGGGGGAGCAGGAUCAGGAUCGGGAGCAGCAGGCACAGGCACAGGCGCUGGCACAGGAACUGGAGGAAUAGUAUCUACGGAACACCAGGAUAGGCGACGCCUGGAGACACAAAGCAGCAAUCGAAGCGAUCAGCAAGCCAUUACCACAACCGCAUCCUCGGUGCCUGGGAACAGCAGCAGGAGCUGCAGCCUGACCAGCGAGAGCAGCUCCAUCCGGCUGACCCGGCUGCAGAACUUCCUCUUCAAGAGCAGCAACGAGAGCUCCCGGAGCUGCCAGGGUCACUCGAACGAGGGCUUCACCGUGUCCUCGCACAACUCCUCCUCCGGCGAGUGGGAGCAGUUGGGGGCCUAUCUGUCGAGCAGCAGUGGCGUGGGUGGGGGCCAUGACUUCCAUGGCGGCUCCUUUCCCGAGGAGAGCACACCCGACGAGACGGAGGCCACGCUUCCGGUGGAGACCACCAGCAGCAGUGGGGCCGGUGGCGGUGGCGGUGGUGGCUACUAUCAGUACACCCUGACCUCGCCCAACAAUCCCUUUCUGCCGGAGAUCACGGCACGAACGUAUCACAGCACCUACAGCGAAGAUGGGGCAGUGGAUGGAGCUGAUCCGUCCACUGCGGAUGAGCUGCAGCUACAGCUGCAGCUGGAGGGCAAUGGGAAGUAUGGGGCGGGAGGGGCGGGCACUCGUUCGGCCCAGCUGCCCACACCAUCGUACAGUCGAGCCGGUUCGCAGGAGUCGACGCACAGCGAGGGCGGCGGACCGCCUGGACCCACGCCCAGUCCCGCCUCCAGUUCCUCCUCGACGCCGGGCCGCCAUCGCAGGAAGCUGUUUAGCCUGAACUCGCCCACCCGAUUGCUGCACCACCAGCAGCAGCAUCAUCAUCAUCAGGCGCCGCAGAGUGCAUCGCCGCCGGCCGGCGGAAGCAGCAGCGAUGGCUCCUCUGGCGGCAAGUUCAACUCGGCCAGUCUGGUGCGGAGCCUCAAUCCGUUCCUGCCCAGCGUUACGUCGCCGAAGAGGGCGCCGCACAAACAGGCGGCAGUGACGUCGCCCGCCGGCUCCGUGACCCCUGACCUCAGCACAAAGCGCGAGGAAUUCCUGCGCGCCACCAUGAAGAUCUGUUUGGUGGUCUCGCCGCCCAACAGCAAGCUGCAGCUGAAAUCGAAAAGUCUCACCCACUUGGAUGGCCUCGACUCGGGCGUGGUGGCCUGCCAGCACGGUCCUCCGGGAAUGGCCACCAGCACCACCUCCACCACCGCCGCCGGCACCACCGCCGCGACUCCGGGACUGUUCGCCACCGCUGGAGCAGCAGUAUCGCUGGGCCGGCAGGCCAAUGUGACUGAGAAGGGCGAAACGGCGGGCGGUUGUCUGUCCCCCUCGCACCCACCGCACCACCCACCCACGAUUUACACCCAGGCACCGCAGAUCGUACGGCGGACGCCCUCGCUGAUGCUCUCGCCCACACUUGAUAAGGCCGCCACCACUACGACGACGACGGCCAGUUCGUCCUGUUUUGGCACCGGUCACUCCAGUGCCGGAUCCUUUCACCAGCACCAGCAUAACCAAAGCCACUCAAGUCACCCAAGCCAGCCAAGCCACCAGCAACUGAUUAGCAGCGGCAGCACCACUGGCACCACUGGCAGCACAACGGCAACUCAUGCGAUACCCUCCUCCAAACACUUUCAGUUCGCUGGCGAGCUGGUGGCCACAUCGUCCUCAACCCUGAGUCCCUACAGCAGCACCACCGCACCCUCGAUUGGCGGUGGUGGUGGCGGUGGAGGUGGCUUGACCUCCCCGGCCGGCUGCUCAUCGUCCUCCGGCUCGACGGUGAAAAAGAAAUCCUCGUUUAUGAAGCGCAAGAAGCCACUGCUGACGCGCAGCGAGGUAUCCAGCUCCGAAUUCUUUUCCGUGUCAUUCUGCCUGGACUCGUCGCAGCAGCCAGAUGAGGAGUUCAUUCCUGCAACCAAAGGCGUAACUCUACUUAACGCACUCAGCCACGCUUUGCGUAGGCGGAACCUCAGCUUUACACAAAUCACAAUUACGGACAACAAUCCCACGCCCAGUUUUUUAGAUGCAGGACCCUCACUGCUCCCCGUUUCGGUGGAUGAGCAGACCGACGUGGAGAGCCUGGCCGGACACCAUCUCUGCAUCACCGAACGAGGCAGCAACCGCAAGCCCCUGCAGAAGGCAGCUUCUUUUGGAUCCCGACAACCGCCGCCCCGACUGCUGCCCUCCGUUUCCACCGAGGAGACCAGCGAGUCGGGAGUGGCGACCGGAAAGCAUAUCAAGCAGCGGUGGUCUUCCAUAUUCGGCAUCAAGAACCCCCAGCAGAGCCAGCUGUGCGAAUUGUUGAACAGCUAUGCCAAGAACGGAGUGCCCCAGCGGGCGGACAGCAUGAACUUCGAUCAUCCGGAUCUGGCCAAUUCGCUGGCGUAUCUGCAGGAUAUGCACAAAUCCUGGCGCGACUUUGUGGAGAGCGACUCGAUGAGCGAGACGGAGAUUAAGAUCCAGACGGCCAUCUGGGAACUGGUCACCACCGAGGUGUACUACAUUCACGCCCUGCAAACAGUUACCGAUUUGUUCCUGGCCUGUUUGGAGGCCGUUCAGGAGGAGCGUCUGCUGAUCGAUGUGGACCAGGCGCGUUUGUUCUCCAAUGUGCGGGCUGUGUGCGAGGCGAACAUCAAGUUCUGGACCAUGUGGCUGUAUCCCAUGGUGGCACACAGUGUGGUCACACACGAACCGCUGCGUUGCGCCUUUUUCCAGGAAGGAUUCAUUGCCUUUGCCUCCAUCUUUGCGCCAUAUAAGAUCUACUGUGCGGAGCAGAGCACCUGUCAGUUCUACUGCAAGGAGCUGAACCACAACAAUCCCCUGUUCACCUCCUAUUUGGCGUGGUGCGAGUCGCAGAAGAUGUGCAACCGCCUGCGACUCGCCGACAUUGUGGUGCGACCCAUGCAGCGACUGACCAAGUACAGCCUUCUCCUGGCCGCCAUCAAGAAGCACAUGAGCGAUGUGGAGGAGAUCGAGGCCAUCGACGUCAUGAUGCACAGCGUGGAGAACUUUGUGGGCAGCGUGAACAACCACUUGACGAUGCGCCAGGAGAGCGAGCGGCUCAAGGGGGUGAUGGUGCGGAUCGAGUCCUACGAUGUGGUGGACACCAACAACGAGAUGCUGGACAAGUUGAUCAAGCAGCACAGCCAGAUGUUUGACCUUUGCGCUCCGAUGCGCGGAUGCCCCGCUUACCAUGUGCGCCACCUGUUCAUGGAGGGCGACCACAAGUUCAAGGACAACCUCGGCAAGUCCGAUGUGCACUGUUUCCUGCUGACGGAUCUCCUGCUAGUGUGCAAGACCAUUGCCAAGCGGGGCUUGGGGGCGCUGAAGGUCAUCAGGCAGCCGUACCUGACCGAUCAACUCAUCGUCCAGCUGGCACCGAACAAUACGCUGAACUGUGUGUACCUCAACGAGUUCCAGGUGGCCACCACGGCGUUCACGCUGCAGUGCACCGAGGCCAAGAACUGGUACGACGCCCUGUGGCGGGCCAAGACGAUCUACCAAAGACUGAAGCGCGGAGGCGGCGGCGGCGGUGGCGGCGGCAGCGGCAGCGGUACGGUGGGCGGCGACAGCUUCCGGUUCGGUGGCAGUGGCACCAGCGGCGGCACCGCCGACUCCCUGGGCGUACGCAAAUCGCCCAUGAACUCCUCGAUCUGCAGCCACGUCUCCAGUGCGAACAACAGCCACAGCGGCAGCGUCGAAUGGAACGAUUCCCGCAACAUCUCCGUCGAAUUUGAAAAGACAAACUCGGUGUCCAGCGACGAGGGCUCCAGCAUAAUGACAGGCAACCACGGAGUGAACCUGAAGGGCAAGCAGCAAUUGAUCAGUGGCCUGCACAAGGCCAAGAUGGGCAUCAUCGGCCCGAUGGGCUCCAAGUCGGCCAACACGCUCUCCGUGCAGCCGAUGAACCAUCUGGGCCAGAGUCUGCCCAACCUGAACAUGCAUCACAGCCACACUAACAAUACCCUGCUCGUGCCCGGCUCCACGACGAGCCACUCGGGCAACAUGUUGUUGUCGCCCAGCCACCGUGGCAUUUCCUACCCGCCGCCGAGCCCAACGAGAGUUCCGCUGCGACGUGGCAUGGCAUUCUCCACAUCGACGAAGAAUCCGCCGCUGCGCAAGACCCGCAAUAUCACCUCCCAGAAUAGUAUUAACUGGCACCAGAUCCCGGCCACGCCCACGCCGCCCAGCCCCCGAUCGCAGCACCAGUCGCCGGGAGUGGUCUGCAUGCAGAAAUCGCUGCCCUUGCUGGCCCCCAACGAGGAGGGUCAAGGUCAUCAACCCCCCCCGCUGCACAAGCAACUCUCCCACCAGGCUCCGCUGCCCACCUCCAAUCACAACCAGUCCGGCACCGAAACGGACGUCUGAUGAGGAUGGGUCUGCAGAGUGGCAAAGCCGCAGAAUGUACUUACCAAUAGAUCUGUCACAACCUACCAGUAGCAAAGUCACCCACAACUCUAAUAACCCUAAUAAAAUACGUAAAGAAAAUCGCCUUUAAUUUGCAGACCUUAACAAUUUUGUUUUUUUAUAAAAUGUACUUAAAUAUACUUAUGCUUUAUUGUAUUUUAUGAUAAAGAUUUUUUGUUCUGACCUUUAUUUCAAAAGUUCAAGAAUAAGUUCUUUGUUUUAAAUAUAAUUUUCAACUAAGAAUGAUAUUCAAAUAAACAAAAACCAACUUAAUAUAAUAAUUUAAA
This is a messenger RNA of Drosophila elegans, 5750 nucleotides long. RefSeq lists its product as uncharacterized. Gene Ontology annotation, molecular function: guanyl-nucleotide exchange factor activity. Gene Ontology annotation, biological process: endothelial cell migration; Rho protein signal transduction. NCBI's taxonomy places the organism in Eukaryota, Metazoa, Arthropoda, Insecta, Diptera, Drosophilidae. Gene Ontology annotation, cellular component: axon; endocytic vesicle; plasma membrane. The record is from RefSeq and is a predicted model, not a curated record.